AUCCCUUCAUAGUAAGAGCCCGCACUACUUCUAGGUUGUAUAAUGACAAAUAUAACGAGCACAAAUAGACAUCACACAUAAACAAACGAACAUAAAAACCACCCACAUUCCUCAUCGCUCCGGAUCAAGAUGGCCUCGUCGUUUUGGAAAGGUGUUGUCGGCGUCGGACUUUUUGCCUUAGCUCAUGCAGCUUUCUCAGCAGCACAGCAUCGAUCAUACAUGCGACUCACAGAGAAGGAAGAUGAGACACUACCAAUUGAUAUUGUAUUACAGACCUUAUUAUCGUUUGUGAUGACCUGUUAUGGUAUUGUCCACAUUGCUGGAGAGUUCAAAGACAUGGACGCGUCCUCAGAGCUCAAAAACAAAACAUUUGAUACACUGAGGAACCACCCGUCCUUUUACCUUUUCAAUCACCGUGGUCGGGUGCUAUUCGGCUCGCCGGAGGAGGAGCCCUCCUCUGUACGCAACCAGCAAGGUCUUCCCAACCCCUUACGGCUACGCAAGCUGGAGCAUUCGCACUGAGACCGGCCUUUCCUGCCUGUAACUUCAUCAACGUCAGAUAAGAUUUGUUUUUGUUAGACAGGGCGACAAAGUGAGAAUUCACCUUCCUCUACUUUAAUUUGUAUUUGUACAUAAACUAAUAUGCUGUCCAAACAUACAUCUCUGUCCAUAAAAGUGGUCACCACCAUACUCGACACUGACUGUGCCAACCCAAUUUUUCAAGCCGAUCUGUUUGUAUAUACAGUAUGUAAUCGCUUUGGAGUCUUAAGACACGGAGACAUCUGCCCACUUUUGUCCUUUCUGAACUGAAUCGGGAUAUUGCUGUCCUUUGUAUAUCCUUUGUAUGAGGGGCAUAAAAACUCCUGUUACAGUUUCAUUUCAACCACACAUCAGUCCUCAGCCACUGUCUGGGCAAACAUUUUGUGAACGGAAAUUAGUUUUGUAUGAACCGAGGGCCUUUAAUUUCCUUGAUGGUUUCCUGGGAGCAUAAAGGCUCAUCUGUACAUCCUGUAUGCAUUAAAGAGAUUUGCUUUAUGCCACAGGAAGUCGGCUCAAGGCGAGAUGUGAGUGCAGAAAAUGUUAGAUAGCCGUUCCACUGAUACUGUGAACACUAAUGCGAGCUAGAAAGUAAUGGUACAUUAAUUUUGGUGAAGUUAUUUUUUUUCCCUUCAUGUUACAUUUUGUUAAGAUUCAACAGAUGUUUUUAAUUUAAUAAAAGGCUUAAUGAUUUUA
This is a messenger RNA of Cottoperca gobio, 1233 nucleotides long. RefSeq names its product membrane magnesium transporter 1 (gene mmgt1). Bases 130 to 522 code for a protein of 130 amino acids. The record is from RefSeq and is a predicted model, not a curated record. The transcript is spliced from 5 exons. Gene Ontology annotation, cellular component: early endosome; EMC complex; plasma membrane. Lineage: Eukaryota; Metazoa; Chordata; Actinopteri; Perciformes; Bovichtidae.